Molecule: messenger RNA, 1083 nt
Organism: Rhizophagus irregularis DAOM 181602=DAOM 197198
Lineage: Eukaryota; Fungi; Glomeromycota; Glomeromycetes; Glomerales; Glomeraceae
Source: RefSeq, a predicted model, not a curated record
AUGAAUUCUUUUCUAAAAUAUGAUGGAAACAUUCAUCCAGAUGAAUGGAUAAAUGAUAUAAAAAAAUAUUAUAAUAUGUGGGAAAAUAAUUAUGGAGGAUUUUUAAAUACUGCCAAAUCAUUAAUUAAUCCUACCAUUAAACUUCCAACCGAAAUUAAUGACCUCGAAAAACUUCGUGAUGUACUUAAAAAAGAUAUUUCUUUUACAGUGUUUAAAAAUUCAAAUAAAAGAAAAUUACAAUCAUUAAAAUAUAAAUAUGAAAGAGAUGGUGGUGAUACUUUGAAAUUUUUUACAGAAUUUCGUAAUCUUUGUUAUAAUUCUGAAACUAAUGAUAUUGAAGAACAAAAGAAAUAUUUUUUUAAGUCUCUUAAUGAUUAUUCCUAUUUUUUAACCGAAUUUUGUAAAAGAAUGGAAAAUAUUAAUUCAAUGGAUGAAUUAAUUAAAGAAUUUGAAGAAAUUGUUAUGAAUGAAUCAAAUAUAAUUAGAUAUGGAUCUACUGUUGCAUUAAAACACGUUGCUACAGGAAAAUAUUUAACUUCCAUUGGAAAUUUAUGUUAUACAACCGGAAGUAAGAAACAAUUAAUUUAUGCAAGCGACUCAGAAUUUAAUCCGAAUGUUUUAUGGAAAAUGAUUAAAAAUCAAUCUCCUGAUAACAAUUACUCUUGUACCAAAACUGAUGUAAUGUUACAGCAUGAAAUUUCUGACAAUUCACUUGGAAUUUCUUAUUAUUAUAAUUCACAUUGUAGAUAUCCACAAUAUCCAUAUUAUCGAUAUGAAUACCACAAAUCUCCAUCAAGCAAUCAUACAGAAGUAAGUUGUGGUGGAGAUGAUUAUAUAUGGAAUUUCAAACACAGUAAAUUAGAAAAUUAUGAAGGAUAUUUAAAAUCAAAUGAUAUUGUUAAUCUUAGUAUUAAGAAAUCACACAAUAUUAAUGGUCGUAUUCAAGAUGGUCAAGUUGAAUUUUUACGUAGUCAUGAUGUUCAAUUUACUAUUGGAAAUGAUACUUUUCAAGAAGUUGUUUGUCAUAAUGAAAGAUUAGGAGGAAUUGAUGAGUGGUGCAUUGAACUUAUUAGACAGGCUUAA